Humulus lupulus (European hop) is the source of this 1385-nucleotide messenger RNA. RefSeq lists its product as uncharacterized. The transcript is spliced from 4 exons. The record is from RefSeq and is a predicted model, not a curated record. Lineage: Eukaryota; Viridiplantae; Streptophyta; Magnoliopsida; Rosales; Cannabaceae. Bases 128 to 850 code for a protein of 240 amino acids.
AAUCAAAUUCUCAAAUUAAUAUAACGCCUCCACCGAUAAAUAUAUAGGCCGGGGGAUGACGGUAUUGAGCUUUGAUAACCCGAAAUUCUGAAAUUGUGAGGAGAGAAGAAGAAGCUGUUGUUGAAACAUGUAUCACCCUACCAGAGGCGGUGUUCGUGGUGGCCGCGAUCAAUUUACUUGGGACGAUGUGAAAGUUGAUAAGCAUCGAGAGAACUAUAUUGGUCACAGUCUCAAGGCCCCUGUUGGAAGAUGGCAGAAAGGAAAAGACCUGCACUGGUAUACGAGGGAUAAAAAUUCUUUGAAUGCAGACAUGGAAGCUGCUAAAGAAGAGAUCAAAAGGAUUAAGGAAGAGGAGGAGCAGGCCAUGAGGGAGGCUCUUGGCUUAGCUCCUAAGCGUGCAAACCGCUCACAAGGUAAUCGGCUUGAUAAGCAUGAGUUUUCAGAGCUUGUGAAACGAGGUUCUACUGCUGAGGAUGUUGGUGAAGGGCAUGCUGAGGCAGCCCAUGUUCAUGGUCUUGGUUUCUCAAGAGCACAUCGCCCUCACAUGGAAUCAAGUUCUCAUCCAUCAACUGUUGAAAACAUUCCACCUGAAAUGCCAGCAGUACCCUUGUCUAAUCCAACUAACCCAACGACAAGAAACACUGAAGAAGAGAGAUCAGAGGAUGAAAGUAAUCGAAAGAAAAGGAGGCAUGAUGAAAGGAAGCACGAGAAGCAUGAAAAGCGUGAAAAGAGAGAGAAGCACAGUAAACAUGAAAAAUAUGAAAAGCAUGAGAAAUAUGAGAAGCGUCAUUCCUCGGAUGACAGGAGGAAACACAGGAAAGAAAAGGAAAGAAGACAUGGUUCGGACUAAAGUAAUUGUACAAUGAUAAAUAAGCUGGGAAAUUAUAUGCUUCAUAUAUGAAACUUUUUUGGACCUUAUUGUUGUUCAAAAUUUCUAAGAGGGAAAUUUCUAUUGAAAUUUUGCUGUCCUUCUUGUGGGAUAUUAGACGAUUCAGUAAAAGUCCCCUCUAAUUGAAGAGACAGGGUCCCACGAUCGUCUUUCUCCAACGAAUGUUGGGACAAUGCCAGAUUAUUGAAGAGGUAAAUCUCAUGCUGCAAGAACUGUACCCUAAGUAAUAUUUAUUUGUUGGUUGUGUGUAGGUGCAUAUUUGCCAGACUAAUGUUCUUUUCUAUUAAUACAAUCUCUCCAGAUAAAUCACUGUUGAUGACCAUUUUGAUAACAAGCUGUACGAUAAAAAAGAACUUAGGUAAUAAUAACCAAACAAAAGAAAAAUAUUAUUAAUUCUUUGGUUAUUUAUUAAUUCUUUUGGACUUUAGGUCAAGAAUCCCAAAGUGGUUGUAUCUUUUGGUCAUUCUAUAUAGUAUUUUGUUCUUAUUAGCCUUCA